This is a messenger RNA of Bombina bombina (fire-bellied toad), 1930 nucleotides long. RefSeq names its product odd-skipped related transcription factor 1 (gene OSR1). Bases 287 to 1063 code for a protein of 258 amino acids. The record is from RefSeq and is a predicted model, not a curated record. Lineage: Eukaryota; Metazoa; Chordata; Amphibia; Anura; Bombinatoridae. The transcript is spliced from 4 exons. Gene Ontology annotation, molecular function: RNA polymerase II transcription regulatory region sequence-specific DNA binding; DNA-binding transcription factor activity, RNA polymerase II-specific. Gene Ontology annotation, biological process: embryo development; urogenital system development; regulation of transcription by RNA polymerase II. Gene Ontology annotation, cellular component: nucleus.
AUCUUGGAGAUUUUGGUUUGUGGGACACCUGGAAGUGAACAGUGAACCCCAGUCAGCAGCAUUGAUUAGAGCAUGCCAGUCACUGGCUCCUGGGCACAGGCUUACUCACUGGAACUCAGUCUGAGAUUAAACCAAGACACCCAACUUCCACCAACUUCGUGGGAUCGCCCACCUGAAUUAGGAUACGACUAGAAGUGCAAGAUUAUCCAUUCCUACUGCUUAUUCACACAAUUCAUUUCAGCUGAUCAAGAGGAAUAACUUCUAAACAAGUGCCAUUGUGGCGAGGAUGGGGAGCAAGACGCUUCCUGCCCCGGUGCCAAUCCACCCAUCUCUGCAACUUACAAACUACUCCUUCCUGCAAGCUUUCAAUGGUCUCCCUGUACCUGCAGACCACAUACCCAACCUUUACGGGUUCAGUGCCCUUCAUGCUGUGCACCUCCACCAAUGGACUCUUGGAUACCCGACUCUCCAUCUGCCCAGAUCUUCAUUCUCCAAAGUACCAGGAGCUUCUAGUUUAAUGGACAGCAGGUUCCAUCUUCCAACUUUCCCCCUAUUCCCUCAUAUUAUACAUCCCAAGCAAGACUCAUCGAACUUAUCCCUUAAAAGCAAACCCAGAUUUGACUUUGCCAAUCUGGCAGUGGCAGCUACCCAGGAGGAUCACUGUAAACUGGGUCAAGUGGAGUUGCAGGGCUCCCCAGCAGCUAUGAACGCUCUCCUGGAUGUGACAAAACUGACUCCUGAAAAGAAACCCACCAGGGGCAGAUUACCCUCAAAAACCAAAAAGGAAUUUGUGUGCAAAUUCUGCGGGAGGCAUUUCACCAAGUCUUACAACCUUUUGAUCCACGAGAGAACCCACACAGACGAGAGACCAUAUACUUGUGAUAUCUGCCACAAAGCAUUCAGAAGACAAGACCAUCUGAGAGACCACAGGUAUAUUCAUUCUAAAGAAAAACCAUUCAAAUGUCAAGAAUGUGGGAAAGGAUUUUGUCAGUCAAGAACUCUUGCUGUCCAUAAAACACUUCACACACAAGUCAAAGAGCUCAAACCUUCAAAAAUAAAAUAAACUUAAAUAUAUAUAUAUGUAUAUAACUAUUUCAAGCUAUUUAAAUGAACGUUUUAAAACACAAGAAGAUAUUAUUCAGUUUGAAGAGAAUUUGAAAUUCUAACUUUUGGAUACGAAAUGAUGUGUUUUUGGAACAAGACUCAGUGGGACAAAGCUUGGUUGUUGGCAGCAAUAUAUCUCAGCCAACAGGUGGCGCUCAUGCAAAGAGUCUGUUGCAUAUUAAAGAUGUAAAACUUUCCUUUAGUAAGUUGCAGCAGUGACUUUUCAUAUAAAGCAGAUCUAACUGACAAUGCACCCCAAUGAUUGGGGGAAAUACAGAAUUAAUUAUGGCGUCUUCUAUCAAAAUAUUUUUUUUUCUUCUGGGACCCUUUAAAGCAGUAGCACUGUCAUUCAUUUAUUUUUCAAAAACUCAGUGCAUUAAACAACAAUGCACUGACUAGAAAGAGUUAAAGGUAUUAACCUUAUUGUAUACACUGCCAUGGUUAAAUGUCACCUUACUAAACCUAUGUUAGCUAUAAAUUGAACUUACCUUGUGUUUUAUCAUCAAAUAUAUGCUAAACAAAUACAAUUUAGUUGUGGGACAAUAUCGAAAUUUAGAGGGAAAGCAAAAACAAUUCAGAUCUGAGUUUAGUGUAUUUAAGAUCCCAUGGCUGUCGGUAAAAAAUUGUGCAUGCUGGUUGAACUGUUAAGAUUUUGUCUGUAUUUUCUGUAUUUCUAUGCAAAAAUGCUGAAUCAUGCUUAAUAUUUUUAAGCAGCUGACAUUCCAAAUAUAUAUAUAUUGCAAAAUUGUAUGAUUUUUGGCACUUUAUGCUGAUUAAUAAAUUACAUUUAUCACUGGAUUUUAAAAUAAAAUCUGUGUUGAAAUAA